Messenger RNA from Hylaeus volcanicus, 3746 nucleotides. RefSeq lists its product as uncharacterized. Gene Ontology annotation, molecular function: ATP-dependent protein folding chaperone; ATP binding; ATP hydrolysis activity. The record is from RefSeq and is a predicted model, not a curated record. Bases 2042 to 3637 code for a protein of 531 amino acids. Gene Ontology annotation, biological process: protein folding. Gene Ontology annotation, cellular component: chaperonin-containing T-complex; cytosol. NCBI's taxonomy places the organism in Eukaryota, Metazoa, Arthropoda, Insecta, Hymenoptera, Colletidae. The transcript is spliced from 15 exons.
AAUUUUUAUAAUAAGAGAAUAAAGAUUAGGGUAUCAAAUACAUAAGAAGCGAACGAAGUGAUAUUUUAGGCUUCUCGUAUGAAUGAAUCCAUGUAUGCGUCUGUGACGCCAGCUAUUUUAGAAUUUGGUCAAUCAUAUACAAAGGUUGGCGUGGCAGGAGAGCCUCAACCUAGAGGAAUCAUAAAAACAUAUGCUUUACAAGGAAGUUAUGUGAAUGGAUCUCAACAUAACAGUCCUUUUGUAACAAAAGUAUUACACUGGUCUCAAUGUAAAAAUCAAUUAUACCAGAUGCUUCAUAAAAUUUACUUCUAUUAUUUACGAAUCAAUUCAUCAGAACAUAAAGUUUGUAUUAUAGAAAAUCCCAUUAUGACAAUUCAUUUUAAAAAAGCUUUAACAUGCGUCUUAUUUGAGACUUUUCAUGUUCCCUCGAUUGAAUUUCUGCCAGCGUGUAAAGUCCCGGUGUAUCUUUGUGGGGUGACAACUGGACUCGUUUUAGAUGUGGGUUAUUCAGGAACCCGCGUGUUACCAAUUUACUAUGAUGUACCAGUCUAUGAGGCCAUUGAAUUGGUAUCAUUAAAAAGUGAAAAAGUCGAUACACUGCUUUAUGAUUGUUUAAGAGAAAAUCCUUUGAAUUCCUCAAUCAUCAGUGUAUUAGAAUGUAACAAAGUAAGUAAUUUAAGAAAAAAACACAAAGCUUUUUCAGAUGAAGGAAAAGGAAUGCAUCAAAAAAAAAACGAUUAAUCAUUUCAAUGAUACAAUUUUAGCCUAGUGUGCCUUUACGCAUGAACAGAGUACGGGUCACAAGACGUUUUUAUGUGUUUCCAUUUCUAGGCCAUCAUUGAACCGUUAAGACUCAAGUAUUGUUACGUUCGAAACACUGGGGAUUCAAUGACUCAUCAUACUGAGGAGAAGCAUCUUGUUAUCCACGUUAAAAGGCUGAAUAUCUCAGUGCAUUUCAGUCAGUCAUCGCGGUAAAGACUGUUUAGUGCUUUUCCCAAUAGUACAAGGAAAUGCAGUACACUAUGUUUUUAUCAGAUGGAAGCCUUAUGAAUUUCUUUUUUAUGAUCCAGAAGAGCAAGAAAACACCUUGUGUCAUGCAAUGAUAAGGUAAUUUCAAAACAUCCGAAGGUGGAAAAUGAAACGUUUAUGAUAAUGCUAAAAAAAGAUCAUUACAAAAAUGUCCUAUGGAUGUUCGACCAUUUGUUAUUGAGAACAUUAUUUUGUGCGGCGGUAUCGUUGAUGCCGUAGGGUUCCGAGAAAGAUUUUCAAGCGAAUUUUGGUACAUUCCAACAACAAUUCAAAAAUAGUUGAGUAGGAAAUUGUCAAAAAACAAUGGUCAUGUUUUAUGUAGGAAGUUGCUUAAUACGAAUAAGUUUUUAAAUACAAAUAAAAUACUUUCACGUGUUUGUGUAAGUAAUCCGAAACCGUGCGGUUUUCUUCGCCAAUGGGUAGGCGGUUCACUUUACGCAGCUGUUGCUAUUACGGUUACUGUAAGACAAGAUUGCGUUUUUAAAUAACAGUUAAUUCUUUCACUAUUUAUUUAGCUGAAUUCAACGACGCUAGAACUAUCAAAGUGGAAAAAAGAAUCCACCUUACUAAAUGAUUGGAUUGUGACUGAAGAAAUGAACAUAGAUGAAGCUGAAAGUUCUUCGUCUAUUUUAAAAUUAGCAUCAUUACACUCUAUCGACAUUCCAUAAGAGUCAAUCGAUUGAUUUUUUUAAUGAACGUCAUGCGAAUAAUUUGCUUAUGUCUUUUCCUCUGUAUCUAUGAAAAACGACACAGACACGAACAAAAAAAAAAGAGAAAAAACAAACACACACGACUAAGGACUUGAGUCACUUAGAAAGGCGAGAAGUCAUUUUCUUAAAACUGAAAUUGUGAGUCGAGCAUUUCAAAGGACCAUUCGACUGAUGCCGCUAUAUGAUCUCUGUCCCAUUCUGUCCCUUGUGGAUGGUGCUUUUGACGCAAUGGAGGCAACGUUAUGAGUGUUCGUUUAUUUUGUUAAAAAAAUAAGUUUUUGAAUAGUUUUAUUUUAUCAAGCAUGAGUGCUAUUCCACAAAUUUUGAAACCUGGAUCUCAUGAAGAUCGUGGUGAACUUGCGCGUUUGCAAUACUUUGUUGGAGCCAUUUCGGUAGGCGAUUUAAUCAAAUCCACUUUAGGACCAAAAGGAAACGAUAAAAUUUUACAACCUCUUGGAGGUGAAGGAUCGACAUCAGGAAAAACCACUAUUACAAACGAUGGUGCCACCAUUUUAAAAUCCUUAUGGAUUGAUAAUCCUGCUGCUAAAAUUUUAGUCGACGUGUCCAAAAAACAAGAUUCGCAAUGCGGGGAUGGUACAACGGGUGUUGUAGUUUUGGCUGCUGAGCUUCUACGUAAUGCGGAAACAUUAAUUAAUCAAAAAAUUCAUCCUCAGGUUAUUUGCAGUGGGUAUCGUAUGGCGUUAGACGUUGCUUGUGACACAUUAAAAAAGUAUUGUAUUAAAUAUACUAAGGCUGAUCAUGAAUUUAAAGAAGCUUUAUUGAAUGUUGCUCGAACAACCUUAUCCUCCAAGUUGUUAACUCAUGAAAAAGAGAAAUUCGCUGAAUUAGCGGUUUCCGCUGUUUUAAGACUUAAUGGUAAACCAAAUUUGGAUUAUGUUAAGAUUAUCAAAAAAGAAGGUGGAACGUUACGUGAUUCGUUUCUUGAACCGGGUUUUAUAUUAGAAAAAAGUAUAGGUGUUGGACAACCAAAGACCUUAACCAAUUGUAAAAUUUUAAUUGCAAAUACUCCUAUGGAUACGGAUAAAAUAAAGAUUUAUGGUGCGCGAGUGAAAGUUGAUUCAUUUGAAGCUGUCAAAGAAAUAGAAGAUGCUGAAAGAAGAAAAAUGAGUGAAAAAGUAGAAAAAAUCGCUGCUCAUGGGUGUAAUGUUUUUAUAAAUCGUCAACUUAUUUAUAAUUAUCCUGAUCAACUUUUUAAAGAUAAAGGUAUAAUGGCUAUUGAGCACGCGGAUUUUGAAGGAGCAGAACAAUUGGCUGCAGUCUUAGGUGGUGAAAUAGCUUCUACUUUUGACAACCCUGAGAAAACCGUUCUAGGAUUUUGUGAGAAAAUUGAUGAAGUCACCGUUGGAUCUUCAAAAGCUAUUCGUUUUUCGGGGUGUAAAAAAAAUGAAGCUUGUACUAUUAUUCUUCGUGGAGCUAAUACUCAUAUAUUAGAUGAGGCUGAAAGAUCUUUACAUGAUGCCUUAGCUACCUUAUCGCAAGUCGUGAUAGAUAAUACAGUUGUUUGCGGAGCUGGUGCAGCCGAAAUGGUCAUGGCCAAUGCUAUUGACGAUUUAGCUCGUUCAGUCGAAGGAAAGCAGAGUCUAGCUAUUGAGGCAUUCGCUCUAGCCUUACGCCGUAUACCUACGAUCAUUGCUGAUAAUUGUGGUCUGGAUUCCGCUGAAUUGAUCACGAAAUUAAGGGCUGCACAUCACGCGGGAAAAUUUUAUUAUGGCUUGGAUGUUCUUAAUGGAACCGUUGGAGAUGUUCGUGAUUUAUGCAUUAUGGAAUCCUAUAAAUCCAAAUUAUCUCAAAUUUGCUGUGCUGGAGAAGCAGCAGAAAUGAUUAUUCGUGUUGAUGAUAUCAUUCGCUGCGCACCAAGAAAGAGGGAAGGAAUGUAAUCAAGUGUGCAUAAUAAGCCAAAGGUGGUCCAUUGUUAUGUUUCAUAGCGCGUUUCCUUAAAACUGUUUUUUGUCAACGUGUAACCUUACAAAUUUUGCUUUCAUUUUC